UUCGACUUUUUUGGUCCACAGUUUAGCCGGUGCAACCCGAUAUAUUUUUGGUUUAUUUAGUAACCUAACUUUGUGUUUGGAAGUUAUAUUUGAACCAUAAUGGGUGGUGAUGCUCCUGCCACUACCUCAGGAUGACAGGAUGACAGGAUGGCGAGUCCUGGCCUGCCAGACAGCCUGGUGCUGGAGAUCUUCCUGCAUCUGCCCCAUGCUACCGUGCUGAGGGCCGGCCAGACAUGCCUCCAGUGGUUCGCUGUGUCCCGGGACGAGUUCCUGUGGAGGGAGCUAUUCUACACCUACUACCGCAUCCCACGCUCUGUGCCCCGCCACCCAGCGGCUGUGUCGUGGUACAGGGAAUUUAAGCGGCUCUAUGACUGCAUCCCCUGCGUGGAGGUGCAAGUGCUGAAGGAGCACCAUGAUCAGGUCCUGCACCUGGCCUUUUCUCACCGGGGACAUCGAUUCUCCUCCUGCUCCAAGGACUGUACGGUCAAGCUUUGGGACACUGAGCAUCCAGACGGUGACAUCUCCCUGGUGCACAGUGCCAGCAUGCGGCAGUUUAACUGGGGAUACACACAGUUCUCACAGUUCAACAGCGACGACACCCUCCUGCUGGUGUCUGGGGUCUACCUGGGCCCCCAACCCUCCUCCUCCGGUGAAAUAGCUGUCCUCAGCUUAGAGAACUACACAUUGCUGUCAAGAGUCAGGAAUAAGCCCUAUGACGUUUUUGGAUGCUGGCUGAAUGAGACUCACCUGAUCUCUGGCAACCUGCACUGGAUCGGCAACAUGACUUCCUGCACAGUGCUUUGGCUCAACAAAGCAUUCCAGGACAUAGAGUCGGAGAACGUCAAUGUGGUCAAGCGGCUCUUCAAGAUCCAAAACAUCAAUGCCAGCACCAUCCGCACUGUGAUGGUGGCCCGUUGCGGCCGACACGACUCACCUGACCUGCUGCUGGACUAUGAGGCCCAGUCGCAAGCCCAGCAGCACAGCGACUCACGGGAGCACCAGCCCCUGCUCUUUGAUUUGGGAACUUCCGACAGUGAGGACACCGACAAAGAUGAGCAGGAGGAGGAAGAGGGCGAGUGGGGCGAGAAGAAGUGCACGACGCACCUGCCCCACUUUGGCCCGUCUGGACUGGAGCACAUCAGACAUGGCCUUCGCGGUACAGCACAGGAGCGGGAGCUGGAGGCGCGGGUGGCAAAGUUGAUGGGAAGCAGACGCACCAAAGCCCCAGACCCCAGCAUGAUGGCCCCCACCAGUCCUGGGGAAGGAGAGGACAAGACCUAUCUACUGUUCACUACUGGCAGCCUUACAUACUCGCCCCACCAAAUAGGUAUUAAGCGAAUCAUGCCUGAUCAGAUGACAACAUGUGGGCCGGUGUUGGGGGAAGAACGCAGCACUGAGGAAUUCUUUGACUCACUUGAUCACGUGAUCGACAUUCACGGCCACAUAAUCGGCAUGGGCCUUUCACCAGACCACAGGUACCUGUACGUGAACAGCCGAGCGUGGCCAACAGGCUGCGUGAUCUCCGACCCCAUGUCCCCUCCACCCAUCGCCGAGGAGAUAGACCUGCAUGUGAUCGACCUGAAGAGCCUGCGAGAGGAGCGGCGCAGCCUCCGUGCCCAUCGAGCCUUCACCCCCAACAACGAGUGCUUCUUCAUCUUCCUCGAUGUCAGCCGGGACUUUGUGGCCAGCGGUGCUGAAGACAAACAUGGCUAUAUUUGGGACCGCCACUACAAUAUCUGCCUGGCUCGCCUGCAGCACGAGGAUGUGGUCAACUCAGUCGCGUUCAGCCCUGCGGACCAGGAGCUGCUGCUCUCUGCCAGCGAUGACUCCACGAUCAAGGUGUGGCGUUCGCCACGCAUGGUGCGCCUGGCCCAGAGCCCAUCGCGACGUCCCAGGCCUCGCAACCUCCUCUCCUCCCUGCUGACCCACAGGAACACUACAUCUAGAGACAAUGGCAAUCCCUGAACAAGGACUGGACUCUAGGUAGGAAAGUGGGGAUCCAACAGGCUUGAUUUUAAAAACGCUCCAAGAAUGGUGAGUUUUACUUUGUGAGAUACACGCAGAGAUGGUCUCGUGUGAUAAGCCCAUAGGAUAGAAUUAGAUGGAGUAUGAGGCAGGAGGAACAGCAGUAAUGUGUGCCUCUGUAUUCCUGUUUUGAUGCUAUACUUGGCAUGUUUCAGAAGGUCUGUUUUAGGGAAGAAGCAAAAUAUGGCUGGGAGGGGAUCGCAAACAAAUCUUCCCAUACAUUACAGAUGAGAGAUGGGUCUUGAGCUGCCAUUUUCAUUAAAUUAAUUAUGUUAGUUUGUGUUUGAUGAGCACAUCACAUUAACGACCAUAGGAUUGGGCCAUUGGCACAAAGACAUUGAAGCCAGAGCUGAAACAUAACACUAUGUAUGUAAGCAUCACUUUUGCCAUCCAUAUAUGCUUGUCAUAUAAUGAGUUCUUUUCCCAAUGGAUAAUAAGUCUAAAGACUUAGAUUCUAAUUGAUAAUGAUGUUUUAAACAGAAGCGAUAGCAAUUAUUAUUACGAUUUCCGCUGUAUUGAAAGAAGCACCUUUUCAACAUUGCUACAGAGUGAAUCUACACUGAAUCCCCUCAUGUUUUUUUUUAAAUUAAAUUACUUUGAAUGCACAACACACAUGGCUUUAUAAUUAUAGAUAUUCUUCAUUGUUCUCUGAAAGAAACACAAGUGUAAUACCUGUACAAUCACACCACUAAGAAACAUGGAGAUACUAGUUUUUUUCUAGGAAUUCUUUAUGCCAAUACAUAAUUCCUGUGAAUUUACUUUCAAUAUUUAUUGAGGUUUUUAGCUAAGAGGCUUAUAAGCACUCCAUCGACAUAAUCAGAUUUGAAGAAUUCCAAGAACUGAAUAAUUUGAGCUAAAUAAUUUAGAAAAUAAUAAUACAAAGACUAUAGCUGGCAAGAUGGUUUAACAUUACUUCUAGGUGAUGCUAAACGUGGCUGCACCUCUGAGUUUGGCUCUGCACAGUACUUUUGUUUGUUUUUUACAUAAGUUACCAUGAUUUGAGGCAAGCGUGCAAUUAUUCCAGAAAGCAUGAUGCUAAGUGAUGGGUUUCCAUUACUUUCUUGUUACAUUAGCCUCACAGCCAGUGCAAAACUAAAAACGCUAAAUUUGAACACCAUAUAUAUCUGGGUUGAAUAGUUAAUUACAUUUGGGAUAAGUGGAAAAUUUGUCAUUUUUUCACCAACCUAUUCCUUUAAACUGCCAUGAAAAAUAGAAUGACAACAAUUUUCCAUAAUUUCUAUGUAUGGAGCUGUUUAUACUCAGAAGAACCUAGUUUACUGGAAACGUCAUAUUACCUCUCGCUUAGGACGGACGGUUGGGUCUUUAAAUAACUUUCAUUGGUGCAUACUUAUUUUUUAGUUUUUACCUGUUUUAUAACUUUAUCUUUGCUCACCAAUUAAGCUAAAACAUCCAACCCUAUGUGAUAUUGUUGGAAGAAUGAUGGCCUAGGUUUCAACAGAGUUCAGUGUGCAUUUUCAACAGUUAGGGUAUGAAGCAGGUAUAUGUUGGAAUGGAAAAUUUUUUUAAUAUUUAAAAUAAAUUCUCUUCUUCCAUUAAUAUUUGUGCUAUGAGGAUUUAUGUUUAAUUCCAUACCCCCUUGUCUGUAACAUGAGUACAUAACAUAUUCAUAUUUGAUUCAUUAAACGUUUUCACAAAUUA
Molecule: messenger RNA, 3684 nt
Organism: Electrophorus electricus (electric eel)
Lineage: Eukaryota; Metazoa; Chordata; Actinopteri; Gymnotiformes; Gymnotidae
Gene: fbxw5
Product: F-box and WD repeat domain containing 5
Biological process (GO): protein ubiquitination
Cellular component (GO): Cul4-RING E3 ubiquitin ligase complex; SCF ubiquitin ligase complex
Molecular function (GO): protein binding
Source: RefSeq, a predicted model, not a curated record